Molecule: messenger RNA, 7100 nt
Organism: Monomorium pharaonis (pharaoh ant)
Lineage: Eukaryota; Metazoa; Arthropoda; Insecta; Hymenoptera; Formicidae
Gene: hob
Product: protein KIAA0100
Exons: 15
Coding region: 186-6482 (2098 amino acids)
Source: RefSeq, a predicted model, not a curated record
UCGUACCGUGUGUCGAAGGCUUUAGUUGUGAUUAAAGACCUAUAUCUUUAGUUGUGAUUAGUUGUAAAUACUAUGAAAGUAAUGUGUAAGUGAAACAUCCAACUACCCUCGCGCAGUAAAAUAUGUAAAAAAUUGAACAUGUUUUAAAUUGGGAAGGAAUUUGUUUUUAAUUCCAUUUCAAAAGUAUGACUGGAUUACUUGCAUUUUGCAUAAUCUUUUUGAUUCUUUAUUGUUUCUUUACUAGAGUGGUACCAAGGCUGUUAGCAUGGAUAGUGAAACGUCGUUACAAAAUUCACUUGAGGGUAGGCCAUAUAUCUGUACCUUAUUUUAUUUUUCGGGAUGUCAAUGUAACUAAAAAUGGCUUUACAUUGCAAAUUGAAGAGAUUAGCAUUCGCAGCAGUUUACUUAGUAGUGAUGUAGCAAAACUAUUAGCUGUUGUUAUGAGGGAUGUCAGAAUAAACAAGGAUAUCCCAAUUGGCCCAACGUGUAAGAUAAAGCAGUCCAAUGAAUUAUUAGAUUUUAGGAACAAGAAAAUACCUCCAAUUAUAAUAAAAUGUGUUCAGUUUACAGCUGUACAUGUAGAGAAUAUAAGCUUUCUGGCUCUUGGCAAUGGCUGGUUGGCUAAUGGCAAUGCAGAAAGUUUAAGCUUAGAUGGCAGUAUUGUACAUGGUGCACGAAUGCUAUUAGCAUCUGCCUCUAUUGUUGGUGGAACUAUGAAACUAUUGCGACACGCUUCCGAUGCGUGUCUCUCUCAAAUAACAUUUGCUGGAACAGUAGAAGCCACAUUUAAAGCUCAAGGAGAACUUUCGGUUGAGACAUUAUGUAUUGGAGUGACGCAAACUGAAGGAUCUGGCGGUGCAGGUCUCAUUCAGUUUUUGAGAGAUAGAAGUUCGUCAAGUACUACAGCUUGCACAUGUAAUAAUGCAGCACAUGGUAAUUCCUCAAAUAACUUAAUGGCCAGAAUAGCGCCUAUUUUGCCGAAAGAUUUUACAGUGAAAGUUGGCAAUUCAUUGAUAAUAGCCGGUAGAGAGGAUAGUAGUAUGGUAGGUUUAGAGGGUACUUUGAAAAGUCUUCAAGUCCAUGCAAAGUUUGAAGCUAACAGGACACAAUUGAAUUUUACCAUAAGUCUAGAUGGUCUAUGCGUCCGCGGAAAGCUUCCUAUUUUAACUUUACAUUCACUGUCGAUUGAUACAAAGAUGGAGGAGAAUCUUUUGUGCAUUGACAUACAACUGAAUAAUCUUUCAAUAAUGUAUGAUCAUAGGGACUGGGAAUUAUUGCUAUAUAAUAAUGAAAAUGACAUUUCAAGACCUGUCAACAAUAUAUCGUUGAAAGAUAGAUUACCAAAUUUUGAAAUAACAUUAAAUACCGAGUUGUAUGAUUCUUCAUUGAAUAUCAAAUUACCAAAUGUGCAAGAAGCAUCUUGUGGUGUCGCACAUAUGAAAUUCGCUUUGAAUUCAUCGACAGACAAAACGAAAAAUCUAAAUACAGAAUUGGUUGUUGAAUCUUUAUAUUGUGCAUUAAAUGGCGCCAAUAGCAACAUCUCUGAGACCUCUCAUCAAUGGGGUAGCCCACUUUCCAUUGGAGUAUUGUUAGCGACAACUCGUAGCAAUGCCAUUGGAAUCGCAAUUGACGCUCUUAUAACAGAGUGGAGUUUAGAGUUUGCAAGAUUUCUUGAGCAAGCUUACAUGUGCUACAAAAAAUAUCGGCAUCCAGUAAUGAAGAAGAAAAAUACGAUAUCACGCAAUUCUAUCCAAUUAAAUCUCAAAGUAACAAACUGCAAUCUAUUUUUCAUCGCAGAAAAUGAGUUAUCUAUAAUGAUGCGUUUGGAUGUCGCGACUGUCGAACAAAACGCAAAGCGAUUCGUAGGGGUAGCGGAAGGGGUGAGCGCGAUAACUCUCAACAAGAACGAGCCGAUUAUGUGCCAACAUGCGCAAGCUUUAACACAUCCGUUUCUAGCAAUACGAAAGUGCAAAGCUGCGAUUAGUUUUGAUUCUGUGAAUAUUAGUCUCGAUGGUACUAAUCUAGCAUGGAGUCCUAAUUUACAUCUUCGCUUAUUACAAUUCUGGAUAGAAUCUGAAGAUUUUAGAUCUAUUAUCAAAAAAGAAAUGAAUGCGACUCGUAUCGAAGAAGUGCAAAAAAAGAAACGUAUUUUAGAUUUACUAGCCACUGGUGGGAUCACUGUCUCUAUAGAUAUUUCUGCUAAACAUUUCUUAAUACUGACGUCCGAUCAGCUGCGUUGGUCGCAAGGCGAAUGGAGGCUCACCUACAUUCGAGUUACUUUAGACAUGGCUGAUGUAAUUAUGAUCGAAGGUUUCGAAUUGACAAGAGUAGCCGAUAAUGUGGAAGUCCGAGCGGAGAGACAAAGUAACGAGGGCUUCAUAUUGGAUUGGAAUGAAUGCUGGGCGUUGAACAUCGAUUCCAUUAAAAUUUGUUUUCCAUACGAGCAUCAAUUUACAAACGCGAUACAAAAUGAGUUGCUCAGCAUCAGAAAGUGGCUGAAGGAAAUUCAUUCGUCGAGCUUAUCUAAACGGGAGUCCCUGCCUUCUGAUUUGAUCGUCAAAAUCAAGGAAUGGACGUUCGAGCUGAGCGACGAUCCGUUUGAGGUACGUCUACGCGACAAUUACGAACUGCUGGAGGAUGAGUACAAGGAGAGCUUGAAACGGCAGGCGAUGUUGGAUGCCAAAGUGCAAGAACUUUGCCGCGCGCAUUUACUGCUACCACAAGGAAAGGUCGAGGAAUUAUACGCGAGUUUAAAUAAGAAAAACGCGGAGAUCUAUGUUCAGAGAUGGAAGCAGAUGCAACGAGCGGGUCCUGCGAGGACUCGAUUGUUCGCAUGGACCAUGUUGGACCUGGAGAUAUUGGCCCUGGCCGAUCCGUCCAUAAACGAUACGGAAAAGGCGGUUAGAGCGCUUCGAGAGAUGGACUUGGAAACGCCUUGGCCGGAGGACGGUCUGGAAUUCAAUACUUUAUGGGUCCGCGGGAUCAGUCUGAAAUGCGUCGAGUGGAAGCUCCAACUUCGUGAUUUUCCACAGCCGCUGCUUUUGGUGGAGAACUUAAAUGUAUGGGGUAGAUUAGCCGGCGCAGAAGCCUUGGCACCACCAAGAGCAAAAAGGACCGUCAGAAUUGAAAUCGGUGUACCAUGGGAAGAUAUAGUAGUGGAAAGAAGUAUGACGUCUCUCAAGUAUUAUCACGAUCUCAAUUGGGACAUUGACAAAUUCAGAUACGCGUUCGGUCCAUGUUGGGAACCGGUGAUAGCGCAAUGUAAUCUCAGUUUCGAGAAGAUCCUUCAUCCAUCGAGGGAUCCAAGCCCACCGUUACCAUUCUGGGAUAAAAUGCGACUGGCCUUUCACGGCAGACUAACGCUCUGUGUAAAACAACUGACUAUAUUAUUGCACGGCUCUCUAGACCCAUAUAACACAACGGAAGAGAUGGAGCUUACGUGGACCGGACUGGAGCUCGAUUGGACGCAAGGGAAGAUUAUUAUUAAGGGUGAUCUCGACGUGUACGUGCGUACAGCUAGUAAAUACGAUGAUUGCCGAUUACUACAUUUGCCCAAUGUCAGAUUGAGUGUUAAAUUAGUGUGGGUAUGUCUAGGCGAUCCGCGUGAUCAUCAUACCGCUAUACCUUGCGCUCCGAAUCGAUUGCCCGAGUACUCGAGCAAUCAGGAACACGACUCUUUUAGGGCAUUUCGCUCUCAAAACCUGAAUGUCAGCCUCUCAUUGGAGACAAAGCCCACUGGCUCGCCUACGCUGACUAGUGCGCCGACGGCACUGCUCUAUGGCAGCACGUUGAGAUGGUUCGAGAAUUUAAAAUUAAUUUUGUCAGGCGCGACGAGACCCACGAGAAAAGGUCCAUUGUUCAAAAACAUUCGACCAAGGAAGAAACAGCUCAGCAGACACUAUAGAAAGGUCCGGCUGACCUUAGCCUUUCAUCGUUUCCACGUCAACUACUGGAUGUCGUUUGCCAUGCAGCGAGGCUUCGAGGUGACCGGAGGUCGAGUCGCCUGCAGCUCGGAGCAUAAUUUCGCAUUACAUCCGAUUGACGACGGGCUGAUUCAUCGGCCGCGAGCGGAAUGGUCCAUCGUGUAUAUGAAUUGCGAGCUAAGCGACGCCGAGAUUUGGUUAAAGAGCGCCCUGCAGGAGGACGAAGUGGAGAGCGCGUCACUGCGUCAGCCGGUCGAGAAGUGUUACUGCUUGAGUGUGGCGCGUGUUAGUUAUGGCAGGGAAGCGAUGGUUGCCGGAGUGAGCGGCGACACGCCGAUUCAUCGACUGGUCGUACACGAUCUACGUGGCGCUUGGACCAAGACUAAUCGUGACGUUGCUUUUGCUCUUUUCGACUCAUUCAUCAAAACUCAGCAGCUGAAAAAGAAUCUGUCAACUGCGGCGCUCAAAGGUUUCCAUAGAGACAACAGCUCGGCGGUCAAUCCACAAAAGAACCGCGCUACCAGACCGAUCGUAGUUGAUCAGCAGGGCACCUCCACGCAGGUCGUAACGCCGUCGUCGUCCUCCGUGAAGCCGCAGCAAGGUGAGGCGGCGGGAAUGUUGCAAAGAUUGAUAGCAGAGGCCGCGAACAAACCGGUAGCUUUCAGUGACGAUCUGUCGGUGCAAACUAGGGGACAACAACUGCGUGGGCUAGCGGCGUGUCACCAGGAUGACGUCUUGCACAAGAACUGGCUUAUCGCUUUGGUAAACAGUCAAGUGCUGUUAAAGGGCAUCGAAACCCGCGGUUACGUGAUCCUCUCGGCAGCCAAGGCGGAAAUACUGCAGAGAGUUCAUCAUCCGGUGUGGAAGGAGCGAUCUCUCGUUCCAAAAACGACUUGGGUUGGUUCGUUGGAAUGCAUGCAAUAUUACGCUACUGUAAGCGCAAACAUCGACGACAACAUCGAUGACAAUAUCAUGUGGCUAACAUUGGAUAACAUACAAGAGAAAGAUUCUACCAUCAUAGCCGGCCUGCCGGACGUCCCUGCUCUGGUGGGAUCUGGUCAGAGCGUUGGCGGGGUAGUCAGUCAGACAGUGGGAGGCGGUGGCGGCCCUCAGCAUCAAUUGCAACGCAUUGUAUCCCGAUGUAAGUGCGAAUUUUUCUACGUUGGUUACGGUCAGACCUUAGAUGUGGGCUCUGUAGACCAAGUACCAGCUCCACCUGGAGAAGAAGUCAGUCCAUGGGAGAGGAAGGAUCUAACUGCGGCCGACGCAUUCACCUUGAUGCAUCACGAUCUGGAUGUGUGUACCAAUUCGUUGCAGUAUGCGAUGAUCCUAGACAUAGUCAAUAAUUUACUGCUGUAUGUGGAACCGAGACGAAAAGAGGCUUCAGAGAGGUUGCAAAGGAUGAGAUUCCAGUUGCAAUUGCAUUCCGUCGAAGACCAAAAGAGGCCAAUACAACAAUUACAAAACACAGUGCGCGGCUUGGUGGCGAAAUUAAGACGAUUGGAACGCGAGACAUACUUGGUGCAGAAAGCCCUGGCCGACGAGUCCAGUCCGGAAUUACUUACGGAGAUGGAACGUUUGGAAGCGAGCGUAUUUGAAUGCAAAGAACAACUUGGCGCCAAGGCGGAGGAACUGGAUGUUAUGUUAAGUUGUUAUAAAGAAACUACUGCGCCAGCAACCGCGUCGGCUACGCUCAAAGACAAGCCGGCCGCCGUGGCCAGAGUAGCUGAGAUUUGCUUUAAACACGCACAAUGGAGGCUGACGGAUGCGGACGGUCAAUUGGGCAUCGCCGAUCUUAUUUUAACCAAUUUUCUUUAUACAAAAACUAGUAAGACUGACGACUCGGUAGAACAUCUGUUAGAGCUGGGAUACGUCCGGAUGACGAAUUUAUUGCCGAAUCAAAUUUACACAGAAGUUCUUGUACCUACAGAGCUGCAAAGCAACAUGCCUGUAGAAAGACAAAGAGCGCUUCGAGUCUUUUGCAGAGAAAAGGCGCCGGUGGCAGGAAUCUCCGUAAAAGAACACUUUGAGAUUAAUGUAGUACCUCUUACGAUAGGUUUGACGAAAAAGUUCUUUAAUACUAUGCUGAAAUUUUGUUUUCCUGAGAGAGAUCCGGAAGGCAUAGAGGAAGCUCCGGCGCCACAACGUGACUCGUCCUUUUACGUACCCAUCGAGAGAAGAGACGACGUGGAGAAAAUGAAGGAAAGAGCUGAUAAGAACAAAUUAUUCAUAUAUAUUAAGAUACCGGAAGUACCUGUCCGCGUAUCUUACAAGGGAAAUAAAGAAAAAAAUCUUGAAGACGUACGGGACUUUGCGCUGGUCAUACCAACUUUGGAAUACCAUAAUGUUACGUGGACAUGGCUCGAUCUACUUUUGGCUAUGAAAAGCGAUUCCAGGCGUGUAAUAUUGAGCCAAGCCAUUAAACAGAAACUGCAAAUAAAACCGAGGGGGCCACCUGAAGAAUCUGUGCCGCAAGAGGAAGACAAAGCUCGCCUUUUGUUAGGUACCAGACAUCUUCCUGGAGACGCGAGAAAAAAAAGCGUGUUUAAAUUUAAAUAAUUUAUACAUCUGAUGACUUACGUAACCAUAAUAAUUUAUUUGUUGUGAUAUUGAUAAGUUAUGUUGAAAAUUUAUAUUAGUCACCUAAUUAUAAAUUGUACAAAUAACUUUUCAGUUGUUAUAUGUAAAACACAUGUAACACACGCACGCGCGUGCGCGUAUACACAUACAUGUACACAUAUAUCAGCCUCGAUCAUUGAAACGCCUGCGUUUUAUAUUUUUAUCUUUUCCACAUGUAGUUUAUAAUGGCAAAAAAUUAUGACAAAAUGUAUUUUCUAUUACACCAUUAAUUUUCAUAUCUAUCAUAAUAAUCUCAUAGUAAUUAAGUAUUACCAAAAACUAAAAAUUGUUCGAAAAUUUUUUUUACAAAACGUUACGAGCAUGAAGACAGAAUAACAUAAUUUAAAAAAUUAUUUUUAUCUAAAUAGAAUUUAUAUUUUUUCACGUAACACACAUGUGCGCGGACGUACACACACGCACACCUACAGAUGCAUCAUACACACACACACACACACACACACACACACACACACAAGCAGAGUUGCGUUUUAAAAUGGUAUUAUGAUAACUGAAAAGUUAUAAUUUAUGUUAUACAUAUAUAAUGCAAAAACUGUUCAA